Molecule: messenger RNA, 3034 nt
Organism: Euleptes europaea (tarantolino)
Lineage: Eukaryota; Metazoa; Chordata; Lepidosauria; Squamata; Sphaerodactylidae
Gene: ATP1A1
Product: ATPase Na+/K+ transporting subunit alpha 1
Exons: 22
Coding region: 43-3021 (992 amino acids)
Biological process (GO): potassium ion import across plasma membrane; sodium ion export across plasma membrane; intracellular potassium ion homeostasis
Cellular component (GO): membrane
Molecular function (GO): ATP hydrolysis activity; P-type sodium:potassium-exchanging transporter activity; ATP binding
Source: RefSeq, a predicted model, not a curated record
UCCGAGCAUGGCGCCAAGAAAAAAGGGAAGAAGGAGAAGGAUAUGGAUGAGCUGAAAAAGGAAGUUUCAUUGGAUGAUCACAAGCUCAGCCUCGAUGAACUCCAUCUGAAAUACGGAACUGACCUGAGCCGGGGACUCACAACUGCACGGGUGGCGGAGAUCUUGGCUCGGGACGGCCCCAACUCCCUCACCCCCCCUCCCACCACCCCGGAAUGGGUCAAGUUCUGCCGGCAGCUGUUCGGAGGGUUUGCACUUCUGCUGUGGAUCGGGGCCCUCCUGUGCUUUCUGGCUUACGGCAUUCAAGCCGCCACCGAGGAGGAGCCCAAUAAUGACAACUUAUAUCUGGGCGUUGUGCUGGCUGCUGUUGUGAUCAUCACCGGCUGCUUCUCUUACUACCAAGAGGCCAAGAGUUCCAAAAUCAUGGAGUCCUUCAAAAAAAUGGUUCCCCAGCAAGCUCUGGUGAUUAGAAAUGGGGAGAAGUUGAGCAUCAACGCAGAAGGAGUUGUGGUGGGAGAUCUCGUGGAGGUGAAGGGAGGAGACAGAGUCCCGGCUGACCUGAGGAUCAUCUCCGCUCAUGGCUGUAAGGUCGACAACUCUUCGCUCACUGGUGAAUCGGAGCCUCAGACCAGAUCUCCAGACUUUACCAACGAGAACCCGCUCGAGACGAGAAAUAUUGCGUUCUUCUCCACCAACUGUGUCGAAGGCACUGCUCGUGGUGUCGUGAUUAACACUGGUGACCGUACCGUCAUGGGCCGCAUUGCCAGCUUGGCCUCCGGGCUGGAAGGCGGGCAGACGCCCAUCGCCGCGGAGAUCGGGCACUUCAUCCACAUCAUCACCGGCGUGGCCGUAUUCCUCGGUGUUUCCUUCUUCAUCCUCUCGCUGAUCCUCGAGUACACCUGGCUGGAGGCUGUGAUCUUCCUGAUUGGCAUCAUUGUUGCAAACGUGCCCGAGGGUCUCCUUGCCACCGUCACGGUGUGUCUGACACUGACUGCCAAGCGGAUGGCUCGCAAGAACUGCCUCGUGAAAAAUCUGGAAGCGGUGGAAACCCUGGGCUCCACCUCGACCAUCUGCUCUGAUAAGACCGGCACCCUAACUCAGAACCGCAUGACGGUUGCUCACAUGUGGUUUGAUAACCAGAUCCAUGAGGCUGACACCACAGAAAACCAGACCGGGGCCUCUUUUGACAAGACGUCUCUGACUUGGGCCGCGCUAUCCAGGGUCGCUGGCCUCUGCAACCGUGCUGUCUUUCAGGCUGACCAGGACAAUGUCCCCAUUUUGAAGAGGUCGGUGGCCGGUGACGCCUCGGAGUCCGCGCUCCUGAAAUGCAUCGAAGUGUGUUGUGGGUCUGUCAAGGAACUGCGGGAGAAGAACCCUAAGGUGGCGGAGAUCCCCUUCAAUUCGACUAACAAAUACCAGCUGUCUAUCCACAAGAAUGCCAACCCGUCAGAAUCGCGACACCUGCUUGUGAUGAAAGGCGCCCCGGAGAGAAUCCUGGACCGCUGCAGCAGCAUCCUGAUCCAAGGGAAGGAACAGCCCCUGGACGAAGAGGCCAAGGACGCGUUCCAGAACGCCUAUCUCGAAUUGGGAGGCCUGGGGGAGAGAGUGCUAGGUUUUUGCCACCUGUCCCUACCGGACGAGCAGUUCCCAGAAGGCUUCCAGUUUGACACGGACGAGGUGAAUUUCCCAGUUGACAAGCUCUGCUUCGUCGGGCUGAUUUCUAUGAUUGACCCUCCUCGUGCCGCUGUUCCUGACGCGGUGGGCAAAUGCCGAAGCGCCGGCAUAAAGGUGAUCAUGGUGACCGGAGACCAUCCCAUCACGGCCAAAGCGAUUGCCAAGGGAGUGGGCAUCAUCUCGGAAGGUAACGAGACGGUGGAGGAUAUCGCACUCCGCCUCAACAUCCCCGUUAACCAAGUCAACCCCAGGGACGCCAAGGCCUGUGUGAUCCACGGCUCGGACCUGAAGGACAUGACGACCGAGCAAAUGGACGACAUCCUGACACACCACACGGAAAUCGUCUUCGCCAGAACCUCCCCUCAGCAAAAGCUGAUCAUAGUGGAGGGUUGCCAGCGACAGGGCGCCAUCGUGGCUGUCACCGGAGAUGGUGUGAAUGAUUCCCCUGCUCUGAAGAAGGCAGACAUCGGUGUCGCAAUGGGGAUCGCCGGAUCGGAUGUCUCCAAACAGGCGGCGGACAUGAUUCUGCUGGAUGACAACUUUGCCUCUAUUGUGACGGGGGUGGAAGAAGGUCGCCUGAUCUUUGACAACCUCAAGAAGUCCAUUGCUUACACCUUGACCAGUAACAUCCCUGAGAUCACGCCUUUCCUCAUCUUCAUCAUUGCCAACAUCCCCCUGCCACUGGGCACUGUCACCAUCUUGUGUAUUGACCUGGGCACUGACAUGGUUCCUGCCAUCUCACUGGCAUAUGAGCAAGCUGAAAGCGACAUCAUGAAGAGGCAGCCGAGGAACCCCAAGACGGACAAACUGGUGAACGAAAGACUGAUCAGCAUGGCUUAUGGCCAGAUUGGGAUGAUCCAAGCCUUGGGCGGGUUCUUCACCUACUUCGUGAUCCUCGCCGAGAACGGUUUCCUGCCCUCCACCUUGCUGGGUAUCCGGGUGAAAUGGGAUGACCGGUGGAUCAACGACGUGGAGGACAGCUACGGGCAGCAGUGGACCUACGAGCAGCGGAAGAUUGUGGAGUUCACGUGUCACACAUCCUUUUUUGUCAGCAUUGUGGUGGUGCAGUGGGCAGACCUGGUCAUCUGUAAGACCAGAAGAAAUUCCGUCUUCCAGCAAGGCAUGAAGAACAAGAUCCUCAUAUUUGGGCUCUUUGAAGAGACGGCCUUGGCCGCCUUCCUCUCCUACUGCCCCGGCAUGGAUGUCGCCUUGAGGAUGUAUCCUCUCAAGCCGACGUGGUGGUUCUGUGCCUUCCCGUACUCGCUCCUCAUCUUUGUGUACGACGAAGUAAGAAAACUCAUCCUCAGACGCAGCCCCGGAGGCUGGGUAGAGAAGGAAACCUACUAUUAGACAACUGCUGGAC